Molecule: messenger RNA, 1150 nt
Organism: Caenorhabditis angaria
Lineage: Eukaryota; Metazoa; Nematoda; Chromadorea; Rhabditida; Rhabditidae
Source: the annotation of a GenBank genome assembly
AUGUCAAAAAUCAACGACUCCGCAAUAAUCGACGAUCAAAUGAUCGAAACUCUCACCGAAUACGUCUCCUUCCACCGAAUGAACGUCUUCUUCGGCACAGUCUGCUUCUCCCUCAACAUCCUCCUAUUUGCAGUCUUCCUCUCCGCUCCAGCCCUUCGUCGAAAACAUCGCAACAAGAUUCUAAUGAUUUUGGGGCUCGCCGACACCUUCAACACACUCGCCAUCCUAUUUAUGGGCAAAAAUCGUGUUGAAUUGUAUACGGAUAUCAUUGAGAAUCGUGUGAUUUAUGUGAAGACAGCUUGGGAAUGUGCCAUUGAGCCGUGGUUGAUUCUACGAGGAAUCGGAGAUAUUUGGCCGCCUGUUGUUCAGAUGAUUAUUGGGAUUCAGAGGGCGCUGGCGGUUUUUACACCCAUUUGGUUUCAUAAACAUGGAAGAAAUCGGUCUGUUGUGAAACUUUUUCUGAAAGCUGAAAAAUUCAAAAUUUUCCAGCUCAACAUUCCUAUUCUUCUCCACACUUCUAAUAUUAUUCCCUGCUCAAAUAACCGGCUACGUUAUAGCCUAUCUCAAUCGCGAUGUAUAUGUAAGCUUUUAAGGUUUUUCAAAAGUCAAAACUUUUUCCCUCUACAGGUUCAAUAUUUCUGCGGGAGAAAGGAAGCUUUUGGUCGGGAUUACGCUUCAUUUAUCUACGGCAUUAAUUUAUUUGGAUAUCUCUUUAGUUUUGGUCUGAAUUGUAUAACAAUGAAGAAGGCAUCAUCAACGGUGAAUAAGUGAGUUAGGCUAACUAUCACUCUUGAUCUUUACAACCCUAAGUUCUAGGCUUGUUCAAAAACAAAUCUACAAUGUUCGAUAUAGCUUGGUCAUCUCAUUCAUCUCAUUUAUCCUUGUCUCAAUACCCAAUGCAAUUUCCUUAUUCUCGAUUCAUGUUUGGGAAGUGGAUAGUCUAAUCGCGAAACCUUCGACCUAUUUCACUUGCAUCAAUUCAGGCAUCAAUAUUUUCGUCUACCUCGCUUUGAAUACCGAAUUUCGAAAUCAGUUUCGAGUUAUGUUUUGUGUCAAGAAACGUGUUGGUACAUUUGGCGAAGCGGAAAAAUAUACAGUUAAAUCGAACGGUGAAAUUGAUGCUGUACAAUUUCACUCCACUGUUCGCUGA